Trichechus manatus latirostris (Florida manatee) is the source of this 1626-nucleotide messenger RNA. RefSeq names its product keratin, type II cuticular Hb5-like. NCBI's taxonomy places the organism in Eukaryota, Metazoa, Chordata, Mammalia, Sirenia, Trichechidae. Gene Ontology annotation, cellular component: keratin filament. The record is from RefSeq and is a predicted model, not a curated record. Gene Ontology annotation, molecular function: structural constituent of skin epidermis. Gene Ontology annotation, biological process: intermediate filament organization; keratinization.
AUGACAAGCCUUGUAUUGAGGAUGACUCUUCUGAUGCAUCUGCCUCCUGACCCAACCACAACCAAUGCUGACUCAUCUGGGCUAAAAAUAGCCCUGCACUCGUCCUACCGGGGUCCUCACCUUUUGCCCUCCCCACUUGUUUUCUGGAGCAGAGGCAUGGCCAGCUGUUCUUACCGCAUCAGCUCUGGCUGCGGCACCCAGAACUUCAGCUCCCGCUCCGCCAUCCUGCCCAAGCCUGGGGCUCACAGCUGUGUCAGUGCCAUUGCUUACCGUGGGGGCAGUCCUAGGGGCCCAGGCUACAGGAGCCUCAGUGGCUUUGGCAGCAGGAGCCUGUGUGCAGUGGGGUCUCCCCAGAUUGUGAUGGGCUAUGGAUGGCCUCUGCGAAGUGGGGGCAGCUUUGGCUACCAGGCAGGGGGCCUUUGUGGGCCCAGCCCUCCCUGUAUCACCACCGUGACGGUCAACGAGAGCCUAUUCAAGCCCAACCUGGAGUUUGACCCCAAUGCUUAGUGUGUGAAGCAUGAGGAGAAGGAGCAGAUAAAAUGUCUCAACAACAAGUUUGCUGCCUUCAUCGACAAGGUGCGCUUCCUAGAGCAGCAGAACAAGCUGCUGGAGACCAAGUGGCAGUUCUACCAGAACCAGCGCUGUUGUGAGAGCAACCUGGAGCCUCUGUUCAAUGGCUACAUCGAGACACUGAGGAGGGAGGCUGAGUGCGUGGAGGCCAACAGCAGGAGGCUGACCUCUGAGCUCAACCAUGUGCAGGAGGUGCUGGAGGGCUACAAGAAGAAGUAUGAAGAAGAGGUAGUGCUCAGGGCCACAGCUGAGAAUGAGUUUGUGAUGCUGAAGAAGGAUGUGGACUGUGCUUAUCUGCGCAAGGCGGACCUGGAGGCCAAUGUGGAGGCACUGAGGGAGGAGAUUGGCUUCCUGCAGUCUCUCUAUGAGGAGGAAAUCUGCCUCCUUCAGUCACAAAUCUCGGACACCUCAGUAGUGGUAAAGAUGGACAACAGCCGGGAGCUCAACAUGGACUCGGUUGUGCCUGAGAUUAAGGCUCAGUAUGACGACUUCGCCAGUCGAAGCAGGGCUGAGUACCAAACCAAGUGUGAGGAGACGAAGGCCACAGUGACCCAGCAAGGCGUGAACCUCCGCAGAACCAAGGAUGAGCUCAAUGAGCUGAACCGUCUGAUUCAGAGGCUGACAGCCGAGGUGGAGAAUGUCAAGCAGCAGCGCUGCAAGCUGGAGGCUGCGGUGGCUGAGGCAGAGCAGCGGGGUGAGGCGGCCCUCAGCGACGCCAAGUGCAAGCUGGCUGGGCUGGAGGAGGCCCUGCAGAAGGCCAAGCAGGACAUGACGGGCCUGCUCAAGGAGUACCAGGAGGUGACGAACUCCAAGCUGGGCCUGGAUGUGGAGAUUGCCACUUACCGCAAACUGCUGGAGGGCGAGGAGAGCCGGUUGUGUGAAGGUGUGGGCUCCGUCAACAUCUGUGUGAGCCGUUCUCAGGGUGGCAUGGUUUGCGGGGACCUCAGUUCCAUGGUCUCGCAUGGCCUGGGGGAUGUGGCCAUCAGCCGCGGAGUCGUCUGCUCCCCUUCUGAAGUAGGGGGCUGCUCCAGUGGAAGAUCUGUGCGGUUUGCAUAG